Messenger RNA from Didymodactylos carnosus, 1029 nucleotides. NCBI's taxonomy places the organism in Eukaryota, Metazoa, Rotifera, Eurotatoria, Philodinida, Philodinidae. The record is from the annotation of a GenBank genome assembly.
AUGUUGCGAUAUUUAUCAUGCCUAUUCACAAUAAUCGUUGCAGAUAAUGGUCAGCAUUUCUAUAAGGAAUCAAGCGAAUGUCCAGGCAAUCUUAAGUGGAGUACAGCAGCAACAACAAUCAUUGGCAAUGGUUAUGGUUCAGGUCGAGAUCAAUUAAGCUUGCCUACAGGUUUAUUUAUCGAGCCUAAAACACAAAUCCUAUAUGUUUCUGAUAAUUCCAAUAAUCGCAUCCAAAAACGUUAUCCAAAUGGUGAAAUUCAAACAGCAGCUGGACACUCGGAUGGGACAGGCGGAUCGACACCAGAUACAUUAGGGAAUCCAGCAGAUGUUUUUGCCGAUGAAAAUGAAAAUGUCUUUGUUGCUGAUUGGGAAAAUCAAAGAAUUCAAUUUUGGAAGAAGAAUGCCAAAACUGGAGAAACAGUUGCGGGAAAUGGGACUCGAGGUUCAGCAUUAAAUGAAUUUAGUUAUCCGAGUAGAGUUUUGCUUGAUUCAAAGAAAAAUAUUAUCGUUGCAGAUACACAAAAUGAACGUAUAACAAGAUGGCCAUCUACAUUUGAUCCAAAAACAUCUGCUGGUACAAUAAUGGCUGGUGGUAAUGGCGAAGGUAUAAAUCCCUAUCAAUUAAACAAUCCAUUGGGUUUAUACUAUGAUGAACCAAAUGAAACCUUUUAUAUAUCCAAUCACGACUCUCAUUCAAUCACACAAUGGGUUAUUGGUGAUUAUGAACCGCGAAACAUUUAUGCUGGUAUACCUGGCAGAUAUGGAAAUAGUUCAGCUCAAUUAUUUUAUCCAGAAGGUAUCACUCUUGAUCAAUAUGGUAAUUUAUAUAUUGCUGAUUGUCAAAAUCAUCGAAUACAAAUGUUUUGUCCAGAUUCUGUAUCUGGUAUUACCAUCGCAGGAACAGGGAAAUUUGGAAAUAGUAGCCAUGAAUUAGGCUACCCAGCUGAUGUUGCAUUUGAUUCACAACUUAAUUUAUACGUUUCAGAUACAUUUAAUAGUCGCAUACAGAAGUUUGAAAGAAUACAAUAA